Messenger RNA from Podarcis muralis (Common wall lizard), 3263 nucleotides. The record is from RefSeq and is a predicted model, not a curated record. NCBI's taxonomy places the organism in Eukaryota, Metazoa, Chordata, Lepidosauria, Squamata, Lacertidae.
CCUCCUCAGCCAGGCGAGGCUACGCGAGGCGGGAGCGAGCCAGGGAAACGGGGCCUCAGAAGCGGCCGUGGCGGCGGGCGAUGGCCGGGGGAGAAGAGGGGCGCCCCAGGCCCCCCGAGGCCUCGCCGCCCCGCGCUCCGCCAGAAACGGCGCUCGGCGAGGCCGAGCGCGAGGCCGGCGGCGGGAGUUCCCGGCGCCUUCCUCCGCCGCGUUUGCCCCGGCUGGGCCUGGCCUUGGCGCUGGUGGCGGCCCUGCUGGCCGCGAAGUACUAUCGGGACUCGGAGGUGGCCCGGCGGCAGGAGACAGCCCUGAAAUCUUUGGGAAACGAAGGUCUUUUCCUGUUUGCAUCCCUGGAUACGAACAAUGACCUGUACAUCAGUCCUGAGGAGUUCAAACCAAUUGCAGAGAAGCUAACUGGCAUUGCUCCAGUAACUGGGAUUGAGGAAGAAGAGAUAUUGGAUCCCAAUGGGGAGACUCUUUCUAUCAUUGCAAAAUUCCAGCCCUUGCUUAUGGACACAAUGACAAAGAGCAAAGACGGUUUCCUUGGAAUUUCUCACAUUGCGCUUUCUGGGCUUCGCAACUGGACGGCUCCGGCUUCCCCUCUGAGCUUGAUGUUUGCCCAGCAAUUCAAGGCCUUCCUUCCACCAAAGAAUAAACUGGAACUUGCUGAUCCUUGGUGGGUGAUUCCCAGUGAGCUGAACAUCUUUACUGGGUACCUUCCCAACAACCGUUUCUACCCUCCGGCCCCCAAGGGGAAAGAGGUCAUCAUCCACAAACUCUUGAGUAUGUUCCACCCCCGGCCGUUUGUGAAAACUCGGUUUGCCCCUCAAGGAGCCGUGGCCUGCAUCCAAGCUGUUGCCGAGUUCUACUAUUCUCUCUUAUUUUCUUCCAGGAUUCAUGCAGAGUUCCAGCUAAAUGAGCCUCCCGAUUUCCCGUUCUGGUUUUCCCCUGCUCAGUUCACAGGCUACGUCGUCCUCUCCAAGGAUUCCUCCCACGUUCGAGAAUUCAAGCUGUUUGUUCCUAACAACAGGUCUCUCAAUGUAGACAUGGAGUGGCUCUAUGGUGCCUUGGAGAGCAGCAACAUGGAAGUAGAUAUUGGAUACUUGCCUCAGAUGGAACUGGAGUCGUUGGGGCCCUCGGUCCCUUCCGUGAUUCACGACGAAAACGGAAACGUGAUUGACAGCAGAGACUCAGAAGGAGAACCAAUUCAGUUCAUAUUUGAAGAGAUCACCUGGCAGCGAGAAAUAAGCUGGGAAGAGGCUGCCGGCAAACUGGAAGUUGCCAUGUAUCCAUUUAAGAAAGUUUCCUACCUUCCCUUUACUGAAGCUUUUGAGAGAGCAAAAUCUGAGAGUAAACUGGUGCACUCCAUACUGUUGUGGGGAGCACUGGAUGAUCAGUCAUGCUGAGGUUCAGGGCGAACUCUCCGGGAAACAGUCCUGGAAAGUUCGCCCAUCCUCGCCUUCCUGAAUGAGAGUUUCAUCAGCACCUGGUCUCUGGUCAAGGAGCUGGAGGAAUUACAGGCUAAGAGAGAGAACGAGGUCAACAGCAAACUCGCAGACCUGCACCUCGAAAAGUAUAACUUCCCCGUGGAGAUAAUGAUCUGUCUGCCCAAUGGCACUGUGGUCCACCACAUCAAUGCCAACUACUUCCUGGAUAUUACUUCUAUGAAGCCCGAAGAAGCUGAGAGCAGCAUCUUUAGUUUCUCUGCCAGUUUUGAAGAUCCCUCAACAGCAACUUACCUCCAGUUCCUGAAAGAAGGACUUCAGAGAGCAAAGCCGUUCUUGCAGGCCUAAGCAGAGAAGCAACCCAAUGCCCUCCUAUUGAUCACCAAAGACACAGGAGUUCUUGUUUCUGGCACGCCUUGAGCUCAUGCAGUACUGAAUAGUAAAGUGCUGUCCUUGAAUGGAAGAUCUCCAGUCAAGUAAGCGCCCCUCAAAAAUAUGCUGCUGCUACACCUGCAAUUACAUGAAUCAUUUUCAGGACCAUUUUGAAAGGAUUAAUAAAGUCUUAUUAUUAUUCUAGUUGUUGGAAGCAGAUCGUCCUGCAGCCAACAAUAGAGACUGGGAACAGGGUAGCACAAAAGUCUGAGAUCUGGGCUGUGGUGUGUGAGGUCAGCAGGUUGCGUCUCAUGCAAAGCCUGAAUUCAGUUGGUGCUGUUCCCUUAGUAAAAAGGCUUUGUUGAUUUGUGAAUGGGAUACCAUGUUUUUGCAUUGGCUCUGGCAUCUGAUCCCAUUCAUGGCCCUGAAUUGCUCUUACAUUGCGAAGGCCUCCACAUUUUUGAACUGUUGUGAUGCAAACUUAAGGAGAUUGCAGGUUGCGUCUUCAAGAUCAGCGCCUACAAGGAUGCCACUGAGCAUAGGUAUAGGAGCCUAGGAAGCCGCCUUAUACAGAGUCAGGCCGUUGGUCCAUCCAAUAUUGUCCACUUUGCCUGGCAGCAGCGCUCUGGGAUUUCAGUAAGCGGGGCAUUCGCAACCAUGCCUGGAGAUGCUGGGGAUUGAACCUGGGACCUGCUGUAUGGAAAGCAGUUGCUCCACCGCUGGGCUACGGUUAUUUCCCAAAGCAACACCUAUGUUAUUUGCUACACUCCUGGCUAACAAGGCAAGACCUGUGUGUUUGCUACACUCGCACUGAUGUCUGGAGGGCUGCUCAGGUGGGUGCUAUUUCACAGAGGGGGGAACCUUCAAAACAAAUGUUUUAGCAUGGUUAAACCAGGGCCACAAAAGGCUCUGCAGACCCCUCCGGGGGCCAGAUUUUGUCCUAGGGCUUCCAGCUGCUGAUCCUAUGCAUUUUCAUCAUUGUGACUUCAAGUCAAGAAAAACCACUUGCUCUUUCCUAAAGCUCAUACAGUCUUAGGGGGCUGCGUUCACAGUAAUCAUGUCACUGUCCAAACCUAAAUCAUGUUUAAGGGUGGUUUUACAUAACUGAUUUUUCCCCCACUGCAGAGUUUGUUCUGAGUCACAAUCACAUGGUUGCCACGCCCAUAAUCCUGGGCCUGCAGAGUGUUCUAAAAUGGGGCUAUUUAUCCCAAGAUUGCUUUUCUUCUUUGCCAUACGAUGCCGUCCAUACAGUAAUGCCACUUUGCACGUACAGGGAGAAGAAUUGGAUCUCAGCAGUUCUUUUCAUUUCAGAGCCAGCCUUUCUGUGCUGCCUGCAACACAUGUGAGUUGCAGCUCCUUCCUACACAGAAGUGGCUUGCCUGGUGGGGUGGAGCCACUGCACUAACUUCUGGUAGGGAGAGGACUCAGCUUCUCUGGAAGAAUAAC